This is a messenger RNA of Sodiomyces alkalinus F11, 2001 nucleotides long. RefSeq lists its product as hypothetical. Gene Ontology annotation, biological process: protein phosphorylation. The transcript has a single exon. Lineage: Eukaryota; Fungi; Ascomycota; Sordariomycetes; Glomerellales; Plectosphaerellaceae. Gene Ontology annotation, molecular function: protein kinase activity; ATP binding. The record is from RefSeq and is a predicted model, not a curated record. Bases 1 to 2001 code for a protein of 666 amino acids.
AUGGUUCAGUGGUGGGACUCUGCCAAAAUAGAGGCUACCGUCACCCGCCAGUUCGUCUGUCGCCACCUGCUGCCCCAGGAAAUUGAGCGCUUGGAUCAGUCGCUCGGUUUCGGCGACGGCUUGACCGACGGCACGUACUGGGAGUGGAUCAACACCAAGGCCAAGCGCAUCUUUCUUAUACUCGUCGACCUGAACAUCCCGGAUCAGAUUUUCGGCAUCAUCGACGAUUCGUGGGACGACCAUGACCUACCCAUCGCCGAGGACCAGGUGGAGCGUCUGGCCUUGACGGCUGUCAGGGAUGACAGGAUGGACAGGAAGUUCUUCCUGCGACAGUUCCACUACACCAUGAAGCUCCUCCAGAAAGGAGAACACAUCGUCUACCUAGACCAUGACAUAGUUCCAAUAGACUCGGCGGACCGCCGGUCGUCACUCCUCGGCAGCCACUCGAUCGACAAGGUCGCGCUUCCCAACUGGCCCGGUCGCGUCUUUUGUCGUCGCCGGAUACCUCUCAGUCACACCAACAGUCCCGGAGGCUUGACGUCCGCAGACUUCCAGGAAGCCAUCAGCAGCAUCAAGGGCAUACAGCACCACCACCUUGUAUGCUAUUUCGCAUCGUACAUCCACCAAGGCGUCGGCUUUGUCCUGUUCACCCCAGCGAUGGAUUCGUCCCUCAAGUCGUUCCUCGGUAGCGCGCCGUCGAGCUUCAGGAACCUCCCCAAGAAAGAGCGGCGACACCUCGUCAUGAACUGGAUCCUCUGCCUAGUAGACGCUCUCGCCUACAUUCACAGCCGUCGAUAUUCGCACGGCAAUAUCAAGCCAUCAACGAUCCACCUUACCAAUCAGCUACACAUCUCGUUCUCCGACUUUACGCGAAUGAGCACCGACGCGCUAACGGGACAGCCGGAAAAGUCCUCCUCCUCGUUUGACCGUGAAUCAUACGACUACGCCGCGCCGGAACAAUGGUUUCGACCCACGACGGGUCCAUCGGGCUACACUGCCGGCAACCGCAAGAGCAAGGGCGCGCAGGGCGCCAUGUCGACGUCACCCGAGAAUCGUACUAGUUUCUCCAUCCCACGCAACGACAACCCCAGCAGCCCCAGCGCCAUGCUACAGUCCCCCAACCCGCAGCUGGACGCGCAGGCGGCCGACGUCUUCUCGCUCGGGUGCGUGCUCCUGGAGAUGGCGGGCUUCCUCCUCAAGAAGAGCACCAAGUCUUUCGCCACGCACCGGGCGUCGAAGAACAAGAAGGCAGGCCGGGGAGGGGCGGUGCCGGACUCCUCGUUCCACAAAAACCUGGGCCAGGUGGAGACGUGGAUGUCGACGCUGGCGAAGGAGGCCACGAAGAAAGCGUCCGACGCGGACGGCGCGACCGUGUUUCGCGGCGUGGUACCGAUCCUCCACGUCGUCGCCCGCAUGCUCUCGGCCAACCCGGACGACCGCCCCACCGCCGACGAGGUCCAGCUGCGCGUCUACCAGGUCAUCACGCACUACUGCGGCCUCAAGGAACCGCACUGCGUGCAUCGCUACGGCGGCGGCGGCGGGUGGGACUACGGCGUGGGGCAGCUGCGGAUCCAGUCGCCGACCCCGAUGGACCCGACCACGGUGAUGGUGUCGCGGCGGAGCACGACGUCUUCGCGGCCGACGCAGGGCAGCGGCAGCGGCAGCAGCGGCAGCAGCGGUAGCAGCAGUCGGAGCCGCCCGGGGCAGCAAGUCGCCGGGCCGGCGCACUCGCGGACCGACAGCAGCGGGGGCAUGUCCAACAACGACCAUGACAGCAACAGCGACGACAUCAGAAGCUCGAUCAGCAGCGGGAAGGACGCGGAACGAGACCGCGGGUCGAGCGCGGGGUCGGUUUCGGUUUCGAUAUCGGAUUGGGACCUGGCUGCGUUGCGGAACAUCCCCGUGACUAAGACGAGACUGUCCGGGACAUGGCAGACCUCAUCCGCUGCCGUUCACCCGCAGACUUUAUACCCUGAACGAGGCGACCAGGCGCCGGUCUAA